Molecule: messenger RNA, 2705 nt
Organism: Lecanosticta acicola
Lineage: Eukaryota; Fungi; Ascomycota; Dothideomycetes; Mycosphaerellales; Mycosphaerellaceae
Source: the annotation of a GenBank genome assembly
AUGUCAGCAGCAAAUCGUGGACGAGUCGCCGGUGGGCGCAAACGCGGCAGAGACGCCGAAGACGAUGUCUCCUCAUCAGGAGCACCUCCCUCAAGCCGUAUGUAUAAUUGGGAUACAACGUAGCGCAUAGCUGAUGAGAAUUUUAGCGCCUGCCUCCUCCCCGCCAAUCUUUCCCGCCAACGAUGAUAUCGAAGAAGACGACAACUUGGAUCCGGAAGAGGAUCUGAUUCAAGACAUUGACGAUGUAGAUGAAAUGGCAGAGGACGAUGCAGGCAUUGACCUCUUCGGCGACAAUUUCGACCGCGACUAUGACCGCAACGAUGCUCGAGGAUACGCUGGUGCUGAUAUCGACGAUGACGAAUACGAUGCGAUGGACGCCGCGCAAAGGAGACAGCUUGAGGCGCGUCUCAACCGUCGAGAUAGAGAGCUGGCACGCGAACGCAACAUGCCGAAUGCCUUUUUGCCAGACGAUGAAGAAGACGUAAUGGACUUGACUCGCCAGCCGCGUCGACGGAGACACAGAUUCGACGAAGAGCAGGACGACAUGGACAUGCACGAAGACAUCAUGAAUGAGGAGCUUUCCUUGGAGGCAUUGGGCGAUGUGAAGGCAUCUAGCUUGAACGAGUGGGUUUCGCAGCCCGCUGUACAGAAGACGAUCGCGCGGGAGUUCAAGGCCUUCCUCACGGAGUACACGGACUCCACUGGAACAUCAGUCUACGGAGUGCGGAUUCGAACUUUGGGAGAGGUCAACGCAGAAUCCCUAGAAGUCGAUUGGGAGCACAUGUCUGCCUCGAAACCUAUUCUGGCCUACUUCCUCGUGAACGUGCCGUCCGAGAUCCUGCCGAUCUUCGAUGCUGUGGCUUUGGAAGUUGCACUUUACCACUACCCCGACUACGAGCGCAUUCAUUCGGAGCUACAUGUGCGCAUCACGAACUUGCCAGUUUCCUUGACCUUGCGCCAGCUUCGUCAAACUCAUUUGAACUCGUUGUUGCGAGUGAGCGGUGUUGUGACAAGACGGACUGGGGUAUUCCCGCAGCUCAAAUACGUCAAGUUCGACUGCACCAAGUGCGGCAUCACCCUCGGACCAUUCCCACAGGAUAGCAACCAGGAGGUCAAACUCUCUUUCUGUCAAAACUGCCAAUCACGCGGUCCGUUCACCCUGAACAGCGAGAAAACGGUAUACCGAAACUACCAGAAACUCACCCUACAAGAGUCGCCGGGGACGGUUCCUGCGGGUCGUCUGCCGCGCCACCGAGAGGUCAUCCUUUUGUGGGAUCUCAUCGACUCUGCGAAGCCUGGUGAGGAAGUAGAGGUAACUGGCAUCUACCGCAACAACUAUGAUGCGCAGUUGAACAACAAGAACGGAUUUCCUGUGUUCGCAACAAUUCUUGAAGCGAAUCAUGUUGUCAAGUCCCACGAUCAGUUGGCAGGCUUCAGGCUUACAGAAGAGGAUGAACGCGAGAUCCGUGCGCUUAGCAGAGACCCGAAGAUUGUCGACAAGAUCGUUGGCUCUAUCGCACCAUCCAUCUACGGCCAUGAAGACAUCAAGACUGCUGUGGCUUUGUCGCUCUUCGGUGGUGUCUCCAAAGAAGCACAAGGCAAGCACUCUAUUCGUGGAGACAUCAAUAUCCUCCUUCUAGGUGACCCUGGUACAGCCAAAUCGCAAGUGCUGAAAUACAUCGAGAACACGGCUCACCGAGCUGUCUUUGCCACUGGUCAGGGCGCCUCUGCCGUCGGUCUGACUGCAAGUGUGAGACGUGACCCGCUCACGGCAGAGUGGACUCUUGAGGGCGGUGCUCUUGUGCUCGCAGACAAGGGCACUUGCUUGAUCGAUGAAUUCGACAAGAUGAACGACCAGGAUCGGACAUCGAUUCACGAAGCGAUGGAGCAGCAGACCAUUUCCAUCUCCAAGGCGGGUAUUGUCACGACUCUCCAGGCUCGUUGCGCUGUCAUAGCUGCUGCUAACCCGAUCGGCGGCCGCUAUAAUGGCACUGUACCCUUCAGCCAGAAUGUGGAGCUGACCGAGCCCAUCUUGUCUCGUUUUGACAUUCUGUGUGUUGUCCGAGACACAGUCGAUCCCGCAGAGGAUGAGCGUCUCGCCUCGUUCGUUGUCAACAGCCACGGACGCGCACAUCCUGUCAUGAGCUCUUCGCUGGGCGCUCAGACUCAGACCACGGCAGCAGACGGUGAAAGCAUGGAGGUUGAUGGUGAGGAAGGCCAAAAUGCCGCCAAGCCAAAGAGCGAGAUCCCACAAGAGCUUCUGAGGAAGUACAUCUUGUACGCGAGAGAGCACUGCCGCCCAAAGCUCUAUCAAAUCGAUCAAGACAAGAUUGCACGCCUGUUCGCAGAUAUGAGAAGGGAGUCCUUGGCUACUGGAGCUUAUCCGAUCACCGUGAGUCCCUUACUUACUUCGAGGACAUACAUUGGGAGACGGUUGCUAACGUCCAUUACAGGUCCGUCACUUGGAGUCCAUUCUCCGGGUCAGCGAGUCUUUCGCCAAGAUGCGUCUCAGUGAGUAUUGCAAUGCUGCCGAUAUCGAUCGGGCCAUUGCUGUGGCUGUCGAUAGCUUCGUCGGAAGCCAGAAGGUCAGCUGCAAAAAGGCUCUCGCUCGAGCAUUCGCGAAGUAUACUCUGAACCGGCCUGGUGCGGUGAAGAAGCGUGGUGGUCGCGGUGGCAGAAGCCAGGAGGUCAGUGUUGGCGCUUGA